GGUGGCGGUCGCCUCCCGGCUGUGGCAGCGGCGGCGGCGUGCCUGCCUGGCCGCCGUCGGCGUACUCCUAGCCAUGGCACUGGGGCUCCUGAUCGCGGUGCCCCUGCUGCUGCAGGCAGCACCCCCGGGCGCCGCGCACUACGAGAUGCUGGGCACCUGCCGCAUGAUCUGUGACCCGUACAGCGUCGCUCCUGGAGGGGGCCCUGCGGGCGCCAAGGCUCCACCGCCGGGACCCAGCACCGCCGCCUUAGAAGUUAUGCAGGACCUCAGCGCCAACCCUCCACCUCCCUUUAUCCAGGGACCCAAGGGCGAUCCAGGGCGACCGGGCAAGCCAGGGCCUCGAGGCCCUCCUGGAGAGCCAGGUCCGCCUGGGCCCAGGGGUCCUCCCGGGGAGAAGGGAGACUCGGGGAGGCCGGGGCUGCCGGGGCUGCAGUUGACAACCAGCGCAGCUGGUGGCGUCGGAGUGGUGGGUGGUGGAGCCGGGGGUGGUGGUGACAUGGAGGGCGAAGUGACCAGCGCGCUGAGCGCUGCCUUCAGCGGUCCCAAGAUCGCCUUCUACGUGGGACUCAAGAGUCCCCACGAAGGCUACGAGGUGCUCAAGUUCGACGACGUGGUCACCAAUCUUGGCAAUCACUACGACCCCACCACCGGCAAGUUCAGCUGCCAGGUGCGCGGCAUCUACUUCUUCACUUACCACAUCCUCAUGCGCGGGGGCGACGGAACCAGCAUGUGGGCGGAUCUCUGCAAGAACGGGCAGGUGCGAGCCAGCGCCAUCGCCCAGGACGCGGAUCAGAAUUACGACUACGCCAGCAACAGUGUGGUACUGCACCUGGAUUCAGGCGAUGAGGUGUAUGUGAAGUUGGAUGGAGGGAAGGCUCACGGAGGCAACAACAACAAGUACAGCACAUUCUCGGGCUUUCUCCUGUAUCCCGAUUAGGAGCAUUGAGGGCGCGAGCUGGGGUGGCUUCAGGCCGCUCCAUCUCCACCCAGGGCGCGCACGUGGCUCUUUGGUGAGGGUCACUCUUUGACUUCAUGACACUUCCUGACAUCUCCGUUGAAAAAGACAUCCCUGCUGCCUUUCCCGUUUUGCCUCAGGCCUCAGUGUGUCUGUGAUUCACCGUUGCUGCGGGGAGGCUGUGUCCCUGGUUCCUGUGACCAACCCGGGGAGGGAGAGGAGACACCCGAGUAGGGAGCUGAGCGCGAACCCCAGCCCUCUGGGGUUGGUGAUGGGGCAGCCAGAACUCUGGAAAGCUGAUUGGACCGGACAGGCGGCCCUCUAGAACCUGAGUUCUCCUGGAGCUCCCCUUUCUCCAGGUGUCCCCAGGCCAAAGGUUCCGGACCCCACUGCUAGCUGGGGCCUCCCUUUUUGUGACCCGCAAUACUUGUGCAAAUUAUCCUGUCCACCAGCCAAAAUCCCUGAGCUGAAUUCCAGCAAACAGAAAAUUCACCUUGCCACACACAUCAAACUCCCUCGGAACUCAGACCCUCUG
Nannospalax galili (Upper Galilee mountains blind mole rat) is the source of this 1490-nucleotide messenger RNA. It is a transcript of the gene C1ql2, whose product is annotated as complement C1q like 2. NCBI's taxonomy places the organism in Eukaryota, Metazoa, Chordata, Mammalia, Rodentia, Spalacidae. Bases 74 to 937 code for a protein of 287 amino acids. Gene Ontology annotation, molecular function: protein binding. The record is from RefSeq and is a predicted model, not a curated record. The transcript has 2 exons.